Molecule: messenger RNA, 1084 nt
Organism: Cuscuta campestris
Lineage: Eukaryota; Viridiplantae; Streptophyta; Magnoliopsida; Solanales; Convolvulaceae
Source: the annotation of a GenBank genome assembly
GACACCCUUCUGUAUCAAGAAAAAAUUUGAUCUGAGCAAAGACUGGUUGGUUAAAGAACGAACCACGAUUCCAACUGAUCGUCAACACACGAAUUCCUGCUCCUCCCCUAUCCCCUCCGGCGACGUGGCGUCCUCUGACUUAAGAAGAUUCCACAGGUCCUUCUCCAUCUUCAUUAACCCUUCACCCCUCCCUCUACUCUGCUCAGGAAACAGAAGUGUUUGAAGAAGAGAGAUGGCGAUUCCGGCAAAGGCGCUUUCUUUCUCGUUUGUGGCCCACUUCCUCGCGGCGGCGCUGGCGGCGAUGGUGUUGGUUUGGAGCUUUCACUUCAGGGGCGGAUUAGCUUGGGAAGCUACCAAUAAAAAUCUCAUCUUUAAUCUUCACCCGGUCUUGAUGCUCAUCGGCUUCAUUAUUCUUGGAGGAGAAGCUAUUAUGAGUUAUAAAUCACUCCCAUUUAACAAGGAAGUGAAAAAGACGAUUCAUCUGGCUUUGCACGCUGUCGCCUUGGUACUUGGUAUCAUAGGAAUCUGGGCAGCCUUCAAGAAUCACAAUGAAAGCGGCCUUGCCAAUUUGUACAGCCUGCAUUCAUGGCUUGGAAUAGGCGUCAUUGUUCUUUAUGCCAUUCAGUGGAUUUAUGGCUUUGUGGUGUUCUUCUACCCGGGAGGAACAUCAAAUAUCAGACGCGAAUCACUUCCUUGGCAUGUGCUAUUUGGUAGCUUUGUGUAUGUCUUAGCUGUUGGGAAUGCGUGUUUGGGAUUUGUUGAGAAGCUCACCUUCCUUGAGAGCGCGGGUCUGAACAAAUACGGAUCUGAGGCAUUUCUGGUCAAUUUCACAGCCAUUGCGACGAUUCUGUAUGGGGCCUUUGUUUUCUUGACUGUCCUUUCUUCACACACUCCUCCUCUAGAUGAUCACAGUUACUCUGCAAUAUGAGUGCAUGCUUGUACUGUUAUGGUAUGUUGUAUUGUAUAGUUUAGCCGUACAUGUGCCCCCCCACCCCACCCCCACCCCCGUACGUGCGUCGAAUAAGUAUGAGCAGGAUGGACUUAUCUGCAUUUUGUUUUCUGCAAAUAAUCUUUGUGUUCCUAA